AUGUCCUCCAUAUCGUCAUUGGAGACCAUCACGGCCGGCGAUGGGCCUCAGAAGUUGCAGACGCCAGUAAAGCAGACCUCAGUUCCAGCAGGAAAGCAGGUCCCACCCUCGCCGGCAGAAGAGGAUCUCUCGCGCGCGCAUGCUUGGCACGAAGACACAGAGUCCGAGGAGGCGCACGUCUCGCCGAAGCGCAAGGGGAAGGAGCGCAGUCCGUCGACCGACACAGAGGGCGAUGACGACGAGUUCGAGCGAUCGGGGUCUGGAAGCUCGUACCCGCCCAUGAACGAUGAGGAGGCAGAGACGCGACGGGUAGAAGAGGUGAGCGAUCACUUCCUGCGCGCUAUCCUCUGUCUGACGCGUGCUCGUGAGUCUGUCAACGGCAGUGCAGGGGAUCGGUCCUCGCUGGUGAGCGCCGUCGCCCGCCGUGCUUCGAUGCUCUUCUCCGGCUCUUCUACCCGCUCGCCGCCACGACCGCCGACCGGCGGCCCGUUGGGCAAUCAUCGUGCGCUUCAGUCGCGAGACUCGCUUGACGCCAGCCUGCCGCUCGACGACAUCGCCACGCCUACCCCCUCUCCGACCCUCAACGAGCACCGGCGCAGGCCCGACGACGACCCUUUCGCGGACCCCGCCCAGAACGGUCCGGUCAUGGAGCCCCUCGCGGAGGUGCCGGACGCAUCGACUGCUGCUGGUCCCACGCCCGACGGACCUGUGCUGUUGGCGCGUCGCGAAUCUACUCUGCGCCAUGCUCCGACGCCGAAGCCCCUAGAUCUCCCACCGCCGAGGACGCCGCCGCCAAUACACACACCGCCGACCCCGAUCACUCCCAUAAACGCCUCCAGUCGGUCUUCUGAAGUUGAGGAAGGACCAGUAAUAGCGACGCGCUGGUGGCACGAAUGGCUGUGUGGCUGUGGAGAGGGUCCAGAUCGCGGCGGGGACCAACAGGCCGGCCGUACCAAUCCCAAUGAGUAA
Schizophyllum commune H4-8 is the source of this 969-nucleotide messenger RNA. RefSeq lists its product as uncharacterized. The record is from RefSeq and is a predicted model, not a curated record. NCBI's taxonomy places the organism in Eukaryota, Fungi, Basidiomycota, Agaricomycetes, Agaricales, Schizophyllaceae. The coding region runs from base 1 to 969 and encodes 322 amino acids. The transcript has 3 exons.